UGUAUAUACAUUUUAGCAGUGCAUGAUCAUGACGUAGACUACUGAUGUGUACAAAAAGCUUUCAUCCAUAGCUUUUCCAUGACUAUUCUCAAACCCUUUUAAACUUUUUCCUCUUUUCCCCUUUUCUUGGCAACGUACUUUAUAUUCCACCUUCAUUUUGCAUUUGGCGUUUAUCACAUGGACUUUCUGCCACUGACCCAUCACCCACGGUUUAUGAUUGUACUAACUAUUAUGCACUUUUAGCUUUAUUGCCCUAUAUCUAUGUAUAUAUAAAUGCACCUUCACAAAUUUUCCUCCUCAAUCCCAACCUAAAAACCUACCUUAUUCAUUAAGAAUAAUCUCUCUCUCUCUCUCUCUCUUUUUCUCUAGAAUGGCUCGAGUACAAAGUGGCCAAGCCAGUGAAGGGAUUAAGUUGUUUGGGACAACGAUUAUGUUGUGUGGUAGAGAGAUAAAAGAAGAUAAAAACGAGAGUGAAGAUGAUGGAACAGAAGAAAAGAGGCCAGAUAAGAUCAUUCCAUGCCCUAGAUGCAAUAGCAUGGAAACCAAGUUUUGUUAUUUCAAUAACUACAAUGUUAAUCAGCCUAGACAUUUCUGUAAAGGUUGCCAGAGGUAUUGGACAGCUGGCGGAGCCCUUCGUAACGUACCGGUGGGAGCCGGCCGACGAAAGGCCAAACCGCCUUACCAUGAUACGGACGGUGGAUUCGCGGCCACCGUCCAACAACAAUUUGGUUUGAAGGGAUUGGCUUUGAAUGAAUGGCAUGUUCACAUUCACACUGUGGCUCACGGUGAUUUUCGACAGUUUUUUCCAUCUAAAAGGAGGAGUAUGAGCUCAGGUGGUCAACGUCAACCUUUUUAAGCUCUUUCUUCAUUCAAACCUUCCCGUCUUUAUUUUUCUUGUAUUAACGUAGGUCUUCCUUUCGACGAUUUUUAGUUUAAUCUUGCUUACAAGACUUAGGUAUCAUUUUAUAAGUAUGUUUUCUUUUCUAAAUAAAAACACAAGUUAUGGCUCGUGAUUGAUAAAAAUAUAACACUUGUAAUAAUUAUCACACAGGUUGUAUUUUUAAUUUAUUGAAGAAAAAAACUAUAUAAUAUUGCACCUA
Messenger RNA from Cajanus cajan (pigeon pea), 1100 nucleotides. Its product is annotated as cyclic dof factor 4. The record is from RefSeq and is a predicted model, not a curated record. Gene Ontology annotation, molecular function: DNA binding; DNA-binding transcription factor activity. Gene Ontology annotation, biological process: regulation of DNA-templated transcription. Lineage: Eukaryota; Viridiplantae; Streptophyta; Magnoliopsida; Fabales; Fabaceae.